AUGCCGUCGAACGCGCACCCUGGCCUCUCCAGGCUCAAAUCCACCUCGACCUCGACCAAAACUCGCCUCGUUCUACGCGAUCUUACCCCGCUUCCAACCACCAUCUACUCGGAGAAGGCCAAAUACCCUGCUCAAUCACGUCUGCGACGCCCAAAGUGGUCGUUCCAGUUUCCUCUGCCCAGGGUGCUGAGAGGCCCCCCACCAACCCUAAUCUACCAACGUGAAGACCUACAACGAAUAUGGGAAUGGGAGGUAAAGAGUGGCCACUAUCCCCAUCGUCAAACCAUUCCCAAAUCCAUAAAGAUGCCCAAUUUUUUGGAAAACCCAGCAUUGCCUCCGAGUCGGAUAGGUGUUCCUAUUACGCCGAGUUAUGAUGGAGGUGUGCCAACGCGAGGGGCAGGUCCCAAGCGAAUAUACCUAGAUAUGACUCGCAAACCACCGAAUGUCGCGUACCCACACCGUCCCCUGCCAGGGAGCGUGGCUGAUUUGGACAUCAUCAUGGAACAUUGUGACUUUUCGCGGGGUAAAUAUGUAAGGGAUUGCUUGGAAGUGUUACGCGUUGGAGGAGGGCUGGAUAACGGACGACGAACGCGUCGGGGAAGAAUGGAUGAUUGGAGAUAUCUUUACAUCGAAGAUUCGCCUAUAGCCGCUUCACAGGAUCAAACCGUUCUCGAGGCUCCUGUUUCACGUCUUCACGUUGGACAUGACGACGACUCCGAUCCUAACGAAGGAUUGAGGAAGAAACGUGGGGUCCCAUGGGAAGUUCCUCCGAUCCGACUACCUCCCAUUUCCCCUCCCAAGGCAGCUUCGACUUCGUGCGAUCCGGAUCGACCCCGUCUCUUUCACAUGUUCUGGGCAGGUCCCUUCACAGACAAACCAUACGUCUCGCUUCUCUCUUUCCUCUUCACACAGAACCUCGGGAUGCACCAUGCACCUGGUCAACGGGAAAGGACUUGCCGACCACAGAUUUGGUUAUGGAUCAAUCCUAGGCCUGCAGCUGCGGCUCUCCCCAACCCAGAUGCGACUCGUCAAAUGGAGGACGAGCUAAAGUCAAAUCCGUGGUCUGCUCCAUUCUUGCACCAGCGCUUCAAAGACGUCAUCCAAUUCAAGCUUUGGAACACGACUGCGCAAUUCGAUUCUGUGCCCGAGUUGAAAGACGAAUGGAGGGGUAGGGAAUGGUUCUACUCGGCAGGAAAGAAGAUUGCUAGUACCAAAAAGUCCCAGGGAAAGGAAAGGGCGGGUAGCACUUCCUCCUCCACCUAUGACCGACUCUCUGUAAUCCUCUCGGACACUGCGCGUUUCAUCCUAUGCCACCGUUUCGGCGGGAUCUACCUCGAUGCGGACACCCUCUUCCUCCGGGACUACACCGAACUUCUCAACCAGCCUUCCGCAUUCGCCUAUCGGUGGUCCCGCCUCCCUCUCUACAACACUGCCGUUCUCAAACUUAAUAAAGGGAGUGCCCUGGGGAAGAUGAUCAUCAAGACGGCCGUGAAGAACGGGAUGGAUUUUCACCCGAUGAGUGUGGCGAGGUAUUUGAAGGAUGCGGGGAUGCAGAGGUUACUGGUGCGGUUGCCGGAUGCGAUGUUUGAUUCGGCGUGGUUAAAUGCUGAAGAGUACCAGAUCGAGAGGCCCCCUAUGCCAUACUUCACCAGCUUUGAACAGUUCUUCGAAACACCUGUUAAAGAGAGCGCUGUCCCUCAGGCUGUUGGGUUUGAUGGCUUCUUCAAGGGCGCGUAUUCGUAUCACUUUCACAACUUUUGGUGGAAGCCUUUCGAUCCGGUGCGCAAUUUCCCGGACUUGGGCCCUCGAUUCGAGGAGCCGGAGAGGAAGGCUCGGGCUGCUAUGCGGAGAGGGAAAGGCACGGAAGAUAUGGCUGACGAUAUGAUUGACAUUGACGUAGAUGAACGCGACCUGUCCUGGGCCACGGUGCUGAAGAGAACAUUCGAGGCGUAUGUGAGAGGAGAAAGACCUAACAUGUAUGGGGAGUGGUUGGACUGGGGAGAGGAGUAG
Coprinopsis cinerea okayama7#130 is the source of this 2010-nucleotide messenger RNA. Its product is annotated as snoRNA binding protein. The record is from RefSeq and is a predicted model, not a curated record. The coding region runs from base 1 to 2010 and encodes 669 amino acids. The transcript is spliced from 6 exons. NCBI's taxonomy places the organism in Eukaryota, Fungi, Basidiomycota, Agaricomycetes, Agaricales, Psathyrellaceae. Gene Ontology annotation, cellular component: nucleolus; small-subunit processome. Gene Ontology annotation, biological process: maturation of SSU-rRNA from tricistronic rRNA transcript (SSU-rRNA, 5.8S rRNA, LSU-rRNA).